CGCCGCCCCCCUCCUCUCCCUUCCCCUCCCGCUCCGCUCCCGCUCCUUCCCGGCUCGCAGUCUGCCCAGCGGCUCCGUGGGCGCGGCGGGACGCAGGUACCGAGGUUUCUGAGGUGGAGUGUGCUUGCCCUGGCCGGCGUGUUUCAGUGGGCAGCCAUGGCCCCGCUCAAGGUGCACGGACCUGUCCGGAUGCACAGCAUGCAGACCGGGAUUACAAAGUGGAAAGAAGGAAGCUUUGAAAUUGUGGAGAAGGACAACAAAGUGAGUCUAGUGGUACACUACAAAGUUGGAGGAAUUCCAAAGACAUUUCAGCUAAGCCAUAACAUUAAAACUGUGACCUUACGACCAAAUGGUAGAAAACUGUGUUGCCUGAUGCUAACACUGAAGGACACCAGCUUCCUGACCAUUGAUAAGGUGCCACUCAAAGAUGCCAAUGAAAUGCGGAUGUAUUUGGAUGCAGUCCAUCAAGACAGGGUUCACACUGCUGGGAAACCCUCUCAGGGAUCUGGCAGCUUUGGCGGCGUCCUGGGCAGCAGAACCACACAGAAGGAAGCUAACAGGCAAUUCUCUUACAUAGAGAACCAGACUCCUACCAAAAGAGUGACCAUGGAAAGUAAGGAGGAAAAUGUAUUUCGCAAGGUCCUGACUACCCCAGCAAGAGCAUCUGUGAAGAAUUCUGCUGGAACUGGAACACCCAGCAACAGGGUGAAUGUUUCAGCAUCUCCUGCCUCAUCAGUCCCUCACAGAACAGGCUUGUUGGAGAAUCGUGAAAAGAGGAAAAGAACACAAGCACCUGGUUCAGAAAUGAGUGACGAUUAUCCCAAAGAGAACGAUUCUUCAACGAAUAAUAAAGCCUUGAGUGAUCCAGCAUGGAAGUACUUGAACAGUAGCAGAGAGAAACAGUUGAAUCUGAAGCAGGCAGAAGAAAAUCGGACAUCAGGUAUUUUACCACUGCAGUCAUCAUCCUUUUAUGCUAGUCGAUCCUCAUCAAAAGAGUACUCCACUGGCAAUUCCACCCUGGACAGGUCCAGUGUAUCCAGCCAGACCCCUUCAGCCAAAAGAAGCCUGGGAUUUCUUUCCCAACCUGCCCCUCUUUCUGUUAAAAAAAUGAGAUCUAAUCAGGAUUACACAGGGUGGAACAAACCUCGAGUGCCCCUUUCCACUCAUCCUCAACAGCAGUUACAAGGAUUUUCAAACCUGGGAAACACCUGCUAUAUGAAUGCCAUUCUACAGUCCUUGUUUUCAAUUCAGUCUUUUGCUAAUGAUUUGCUCAAGCAGGGUAUCCCGUGGAAAAAAAUCCCACUCAAUGCACUGAUCAGACGUUUUGCCCAUCUGCUUGCUAAAAAGGAUGUCUGCAGCCCUGAGGUUAAAAAAGAGCUACUCAAGAAGGUGAAAAGUGCCAUUUCAGCCACUGCAGAGAGGUUUUCUGGGUACAUGCAGAAUGAUGCCCAUGAGUUCUUAAGCCAGUGUCUGGAUCAGCUGAAGGAAGACAUGGAAAAGUUAAACAAAACUUGGAAGAGUGAGCCAACCCCUAAUGAGGAUAGCUCACCUGGACGUGCUUCUGAUGACCUCUCAGCCACCAAAGUCUAUACAUGUCCAGUUAUAAGCAACUUAGAGUUUGAGGUUCAGCAUUCUAUCAUUUGCAAAAUGUGUGGUGAAACAGUCACCAAGCGUGAACAGUUUAAUGACCUCUCCAUUGACCUUCCUCGGAGGAAGAAAUUGCUUCCUUCCCGAUCCAUCCAGGAUUCCCUCGACCUCUUCUUCCGGGCAGAGGAGAUUGAGUAUUCCUGUGAGAAGUGCAAUGGAAAGUCUGCUGUUGUCACACACAAGUUCAACAGGCUUCCCAGGGUCCUGAUUCUUCAUCUGAAACGAUACAGCUUCAAUGUAGCAUUGUCUCUCAACCACAAAGUCGGGCAGCAGGUGGUUAUUCCAAGAUACUUGACCCUGCUCUCGCACUGCACGGAGAGCACGAGGCUGCCGCUGACGCUGGGCUGGAGUGUCCAUUCGGCCAUUUCCCGUCCAUUGAAGGCCUCCCAGAUGGUGAAUUCCUGUACUGUAAGCACUUCCACGCCCUGUAGGAAAUACACUUUCAAGUCCAAGAGCUCCACAGCACUCUGUGUGGAUUCUGACAGUGAUGAUGAGCCGCUGAAACGUUCUGUCGCCCAUAGCCAAAGGCUGUGUACCAUACAGAGCAGAGAGCAGCCACAGCUGCAAGAGGAAUCAGAAAAGGGUUCAAAAAGAAGUAAAAUGGAGAGCGAUAAACCUGAGCUGGGUAAUGCAGGUUUUGAUGGCAUGAGUGAAGAUGAACUGCUAGCAGCUGUCUUGGAGAUUAGCAAAAAGGAAGCUUCUCUGUCUCUGAGCCAUGAUGAAGAUAAGCCCACAAGCAGCCCAGACACUGGUUUUGGAGAUGAUGAGAUUCAGGAGUUGCCGGAAAACCUGGAAUCUGUGGAGAUGGACAAGCCCAAAGCAGCGUUAGACUCAGGUGCUCCCACUUUUGCCAAGAUGGCUAAAGAAUUCGAUGAGAAUAAGGAAAACAAAACUCCAGAAGGCUCCCAGGGAGAGGUUGAUUGGCUGCAGCAGUACGAUAUGGAAAGAGAGAGGGAAGAACAAGAACUUCAGCAGGCACUGGCUCAGAGCCUUCAAGAACAAGAGGCACGAGAACAGAAAGAGGAUGACGACCUUAAACGAGCCACGGAGUUAAGCCUACAAGAGUUUAACAGCUCUCUCCUGGACAGCAUUGGUUCUGAUGAAGAUUCUGGGAAUGAGGAUGUUCUUGACAUGGAAUAUUCAGAAGCUGAAGCAGAAGAGCUGAAAAGAAACGCUGAGACAGGAGAGCUCCCUCACUCCUAUCGCCUCAUCAGCAUUGUCAGCCACAUCGGGAGCACAUCAUCCUCAGGUCAUUAUAUCAGUGAUGUUUAUGAUAUCAAGAAGCAGUCCUGGUUCACCUACAAUGACCUGGAAGUGUCUAGAACCCUGGAGGCCACCGUUCAGUGUGACAGAGACCGAAGUGGUUAUAUCUUCUUCUACAUGCACAAGGACAUCUUCGAUGAGUUGCUAGAAACAGAGAAAAGCGCCCAGCCGCUUAGCGUGGAAGUGGGAAGGUCUGUCCGUCAGCCCCUGUGAAGAGGGAAGCACCUUGUUCCUCCUGAGGAGCAAGGAGAACUCACAGCUCGUGCCAGACACGCAGGAGUAACAACCAGCUCAGGGCCAAAACAAGAGACAAAAGGUAGAACUGUGGGAUGCUCAGUUUCUUGAACCAUCCAUGCGAGUCCUGGGCCUGAACCACACGUUUAAAGCUUGACAUCCCAGAGCCAUCCUCCUGUGGUGAAGUUUUAUUGUUCCUCAGUAAACAAUUCUGUCAGCAUGGCGCCUUAAAAAGAGUUGAAUCAAGCCACAAGACUACAGCUGCUCAUAAACUGGUUUCAAACAAAAACAGAAAGUGCAAAAAGAGACUCACCUUUAAAAGCCUACUCACGUGUGAGAUGUGAGUGGCGAAGAUUUACAUAUCACUUGGCUUGUUGGUUUCAUUUGGGUUGGGUUGGGUUGGUUUUUCUUUUUCCUCCAAGAGCUAUUUAAGCAAUAGAUUCUGUAUGCUGGCAUGUGUUGUGUUAGUAAUAUUCACUGGAAACCCAGAUCACUGAGUAUGCUCUUGCUGGUCAACUUGCUAGCAAGCCUUUUGGCAUCACUCAAGCUUGAUGUCCCUGGGUUUGUAAGCGCUCUGCUAUUUCCACGUGGCCCCAGGAAACAAACUGUGGGUGCUGUGGAAUGUAUUGCAUACCUGGUGGCAGCUCUCUUGGUUUUGCUAAACCAUUCACUGUCAUCCUUCUCUAGACGUGAGAUGAUAUCUGUGAGUUCUUUUGUUUUACAGGUUCUAUUAUUUGAUUGCAUUUUCUUCAUGAGGUGAUCGUGUGAGUACCAUGAGGAGAGGAGAAGGGAGGUCCCUCUGGGGCUGUACUGUCAGGAAAGGAGAGGUCCCUCUUGGGCUGUACUGUCAGGAAAGGAGAGGUCCCUCUUGGGCUGUACUGUCAGGAAAGGAGAGAUCCGUCUUGGACUGUACUGUCAGGAGAGGAGAGAUCCCUCUUGGGCUGUACUGUCAGGAGAGGAGAGGUCCCUCCUGGGCUGUACUGUCAGGAGAGGAGAGAUCCCUCUUGGGCUGUACCGUCAGGAGAGGAGAGGUCCCUCCUGGGCUGUACUGUCAGGAGAGGAGAGAUCCCUCUUGGGCUGUACCGUCAGGAGAGGAGAGGUCCCUCUUGGGCUGUGCAGUAUUUCACAUUGAAGUUGUGUUGCUCAGGGCUGCUUUGAUAUGACACUGGGGGCAGGAGAGUGCCUGGAGCAGACCAAGAGGAGUGACAGGUGGUGAACAACAGCUACUUUGCAUCUUCUGGAAGGGAAAGAGCAUUCCAGCCUGGGUCAUCACAGAGUGGGAAUGGUGGGCAACGGGUGUGUUGGGUAGUGCUUGGCAGUCAAGUUGCUCUUUGGUUGAACCAUGGUCUUGCCUUGCUCUUCUCGUGUCCUGAGUGUUCUCUGCAGCUUUGCCUUCGUUCUCCUUCCUGAGGAGAAGCUGUGAAACCAAACCAGGUGGGAAGCUUUUUGAAAGCCCGUGUUGAGCAUGAGCAGGACACAGUUAGGAAGAAGUGUUGCUUCUUACUGGAUGUAGAGGCAUGAUGCUCCUUACAUGGCGUGUCUCAGCAGAGGUAGAAGCACAGUUGCUCUGUUUUUUCAGCUCCUUCACACCGACUUAGCAGGGGCACCUGUUUCCUUUUGCUGGCAUUUACUCAGUUCAGAAUUGUUGCUGUUAAGCACAGUAGCUGCUCUCGUUUUGGCCUCUAUUCUGAUUUUUGCAGCUUAAGUUUUAGAGGCAAAAGACUUCUUUUUAAUUGAAAAAAAAAUAAAGUUAACAAAAGUCUUUUUUUUUUU
Molecule: messenger RNA, 4917 nt
Organism: Pogoniulus pusillus (Red-fronted tinkerbird)
Lineage: Eukaryota; Metazoa; Chordata; Aves; Piciformes; Lybiidae
Gene: USP37
Product: ubiquitin specific peptidase 37
Exons: 24
Coding region: 157-3123 (988 amino acids)
Biological process (GO): protein deubiquitination
Molecular function (GO): cysteine-type deubiquitinase activity
Source: RefSeq, a predicted model, not a curated record